Messenger RNA from Nomascus leucogenys (northern white-cheeked gibbon), 2117 nucleotides. RefSeq names its product cdc42 effector protein 3-like. Lineage: Eukaryota; Metazoa; Chordata; Mammalia; Primates; Hylobatidae. The record is from RefSeq and is a predicted model, not a curated record.
CACGCCAUCUCGGAGCGGAUAAUGCGGUGAGCAGGCACCGCGCCGGCAGACUCGGCUGGAUCUGCGCACCCGGCCGGGAUUGCGUGCGCCCGCGGGAGGCCCUGGGCAGCGGCUGGGAUCCUCAGCGGUGGCCGGUUUCUCCUGGUUGUGGUCAAGACUGGAUGAUGUAACUGGCUCUCUAGGAAGCCUCACUUGGCCGUAACCUCAGGAAGGUUCUCUUUGACCCCAUCUCAUUUCGAAGCCACUUCUGAAGCCACUUGACAAAAAUGAAGUGACAGUUCCUAUCAAAAAGGAUUCAGAAACAUAUACCAUCUGUGAAGAAAGUGGCCCUUUUUCCCACUUGCAAAAUAGACAUUCUCAAAUUCCAAAAUGCCAGCCAAGACCCCAAUUUACCUGAAAGCAGCCAAUAACAAGAAAGGAAAGAAAUUUAAACUGAGGGACAUUCUGUCUCCUGAUAUGAUCAGUCCCCCGCUUGGAGACUUUCGCCACACCAUCCACAUUGGCAAAGAGGGCCAGCACGAUGUCUUUGGAGAUAUUUCCUUUCUUCAAGGGAACUACGAGCUUUCACCUGGAAACCAGGAGAAAGCACACCUGGGCCAGUUCCCUGGGCAUAAUGAGUUCUUCCGGGCCAACAGCACCUCAGACUCUGUGUUCACAGAAACACCCUCCCCGGUGCUCAAAAAUGCCAUCUCCCUCCCAACCAUUGGAGGAUCCCAAGCUCUCAUGUUGCCCUUAUUGUCACCGGUGACAUUUAAUUCCAAACAGGAGUCCUUUGGGCCAGCAAAGCUGCCCAGGCUUAGCUGCGAGCCCGUCCUGGAGGAAAAAGCUCAGGAGAAAAGCAGUCUGUUGGAGAACGGGACAGUCCACCAGGGAGACACCUCAUGGGGCUCGAGCGGUUCUGCAUCUCAGUCCAGCCAAGGCAGGGACAGCCACUCCUCCAGCCUGUCCGAACAGUACCCCGACUGGCCAGCCGAGGACAUGUUUGACCAUCCCACCCCAUGCGAGCUCAUCAAGGGAAAGACUAAGUCAGAGGAGUCCCUCUCUGACCUUACAGGUUCCCUCCUCUCCCUGCAGCUUGAUCUUGGGCCCUCACUUUUGGAUGAGGUGCUGAAUGUAAUGGAUAAAAAUAAGUAACAAGAUGCCAACUUUUUUCCUUUGGGGUAAAAGGUACAAAAACAAACUAAUCACAGUUGAAGAGAAGGGCUUCCGGAGCUGUAUUUGUAGUUUUGUGAUGGGUUUUCUAAAAUAAUAUUCUUACAAAGUAUUUUUUUACCUGUUAUGCCCUGUUUACGAAAACAAUUUAGAAAAAAACAACAAAGCAAAACCUAUCUUGGCAAAAAGAGGAAGUGAGUCAGAGCCCAUUUUCAGCAGGCACUGGUGACGUUCGGCUCACAUAUUGUUUGCAGACACACAAGAAGUCUGGCUUGGCCAGGAUUGGCACUAGCUAUGAAGGGCUGAGCGAGUCACAUUAAGGAACUUCACAGAACUUUAUAGCACUCUGACAUUUUCUGAGCAAGAGGAAGUCAAAAUUUAUUUAACACCUAAGCCUUUUUGUAGACUCUUUUCUAUAUAUUGCUUGGGCUCACCAUAGCGAAUUCUCCAGUGUUAAAACUUCUCUGUUUUCACAUUUGAACUUUAUGGGUUUUGGGAAUUUUCUUGUAGUUCUUACAUAUCCCUAUAUAUUAUAUCUAUAUUGCAAAAUUUCAACUGUCAGCUACAUGUUGGUAAGACACAGGCAAAGUAUUACUGUAACUAAGUUAUUUUUAAAGUUAAAAUAUAUUUUUACGUGCCUUUGGCUUUUUAUUGCAGAGUCUACAUUUUAUAGAUUCUACAUCAGAAGAUGUCACUUGUUUCCAUUGGGAUUACAUUGUAAGCUGUGUAUGUGUGUGUUUGGAAAAGUGUAUUAACACUUAGUUUUUUUUUCUUCAUCUGUUAUCAUACUUUUAACAGCAACCAAUAACGGACUGUAAAGUGUAAAGGCACAGGUUACUCAUGAUGCUUCUGCAGAGACUGUGGGCUACACCACAUAUGUUAUUUGGAAAUAUAGGUAUUUUAGUACAGUACAUACUUGCAUUACAUAGGUACUUCAAACAACACAAUAAGGAGUAAAUGAUAAA